Messenger RNA from Paramacrobiotus metropolitanus, 1258 nucleotides. Its product is annotated as COP9 signalosome complex subunit 7a-like. The transcript has 8 exons. The record is from RefSeq and is a predicted model, not a curated record. Lineage: Eukaryota; Metazoa; Tardigrada; Eutardigrada; Parachela; Macrobiotidae. Bases 171 to 956 code for a protein of 261 amino acids. Gene Ontology annotation, cellular component: COP9 signalosome.
UUGAUUUUGUUAAUUUUUGAAAAAAUUAAAAAGUUCUUAAUUUCUUUUGGCUUCAUCAUAAGUAUUGUUAUCCAUCGAGUGCAGAAUUAUUUUUCUCGUGAUCACAGCAUUCAGUUUUAGUACUUACUCUUUACGGUGUAUUAGUGCUGAGCCGAUGGUCGAACGCGAUAAUGGAGGGAGAAUCGCGAGGACGUCUUCCUGAAGUGGAAGUUUUGCUGAAGAAGGCUAAAGGACGUAUGGCAGCAGAUUUGAUCAGACAGCUUACGGAAAUCUCCGACGUCUAUCGCUUUCAGAACUACUUAGUGCUCCCUAACAUACAGGACCUCCGGAAGACAGAUUACUUGCCCGCAGUGCAGCUGCUGACGCUCUUCUCAUCUGGAACCUACAAGGUGUUUGCUGGAAAUACCGGAGCUUAUCCAAGUCUGUCAAACAAGCAGGUGUUCAACUUACGCUGCUUAUCACUUGCGUCAUUGGCGAAGCGUUCCUCUAGCCAGAAGAUCUCGUUCCGCAUCAUCGAGGAGGAACUUGGACUGGGCGAUCAAUGGCAAGUGUUCGACUUCCUCAUUGAGGCGCUGAAUUACGGUUACAUCAAAGGAAAAAUUGACGAAGCGGCUCAGAUGUUGUACGUGGAGGAUUUCGUCACUCGCGACAUUGAGCCGGACGAUGAAAAGAUGGUUAAGGCUAAACUCACCACAUUCAUGAUGGCCUGUCAGAACACCAUGGAAAAACUAAAGUCGGAAACUGCCAGGGUUGAAGAAUUUAAGAAACAAGCCGAAGCCCAGAAGAAGCAGAUUGACAAUAAAAUUGAAAACGUCAAGGGCUCCAUGGGCGAUGACCAUCACAUGGUGGCAGAUGAACUUUACCGUCCGAGAAUGGAGAAUGUGUCCAAAUUUUUUCGGAGCAGCAAACCAAAAAGCGCAUCCAGAGGUGGUUCAUCCAAAAUGGGACGCUAUUAGAAGAGGAAGUUUCCUGUCGUCAGUGAGUUUGAACGGAUUUUCUCAUGCCUGACCGCUGAAAUUUCUGAUUUUGUUUCAUUUAUUGUUUGAAUUAUUCUCUUUGUUUGGAGUCUUUCGGAAUAGUUCAUUAGCAUUCGGAUUGGCGCAGUUUUGCUCAGUCAUUGUAGAUACAGUAACUUUCGUUAUUUGGAAUACUUCUGCAUUUAAUUCCCGAACCCUUUGAUAAAACAGUUUCCAGAUUCGCAAACACCAGAAAAAGUUACAAAGAACAGAUGAAAGUGCUGAACUGUGGGUCCGUACUG